UUUUUGCAAUUGUCUUAGAACGACAACAUUCGUCCGCGCCGACCUGGUCGUCAUGGGGCGCCUGAACCGGUGAAGAACCAUCUCGAAAGGCUCUUGUCAGAUGGCCUGCAGGUGAGCCUGCAACAACAACUCCAACCGUGGGGUAUAGCAUGUUGCUGAGCCACCUGAUAGGCCUUUUCCAUUGGUUUGUAUCAUUCGCGACGGUAUUUGGCCUUCACUUUCUCACAUCCCAAGCUCAAGCUCGAUUAGAUUGUGGCUGAGCACGCUGACAGACCACGCGUCUUAAACUCCGCGCAGCCGCACUUCUGCCUGAUCCUCAGAAGUUGGGACGAGAGCUCCCAUCUUUCACCAGCAGCCGCACCUGUUGUGCGCCCGUGGUGGAGGAAAGUGCUGUUUACCGUUACUUUCUCUCUCGCGUUUUUUCUGUAUUGCCUUCAUUAUGCGCUCCUUCAAGUCCAAGGUGUUGUCAGCCGUUGCGUUCGCCGCCGCCGGGUUUGCCGCAGCACUUCCCAGCCACGGUGAGGUUGCUCGACUGCACAAUGAGCCUUUGCAGCUAGAUGUUCAACAGAACUACGCGCAAGCGACCUUCAGCGUGCCCUGCGCUGGGUGUUCCGGCCAAGAUUACACGGACCAGGAUGACGAGUCACUCACCCUAAACUUCACUGCCCAUUCUCACGACGAAGCCUGUGGUUCUUCCAACAUCACCAUCAACGGUGUACCACUCCCCCAAGAAUGGGAAGGUGACUACGCGUCUGGCUCGGGCUCCUACCAGUACACCAGCAUUGCGCGUCUGCAGCAGAAUGACCAGCUCCCUCAGCGUGACCUGGCCCUUGCAUGGAACUCGACCUGUCUUCACGGCAACGCGGAGACGGACGAGGCCGCCCAAAUCCUGACAGUCAACAUCAAGUCCAUUGACGGCGUUCCCAUUAGUACUCCAUCUGGAUUUACCAUCUCGUUCAAGCAGAACGCAUCACCGCCAUCACUUCUCAGGCUUGAGACCGUUCCGGACCUUGCGCCAGAGCUCUCUGACAUCUGGCGUGACCCACCGGCUCAUCUUCGACUAGUCUUCGGUCACGCCGCAACGGCAGAAACCAGCAAGACAAACGUCUCCCUUGAAGACGAGAUCCGGGAACUCAGAGCACUACAAGCCGAACUUGCAGCUAUCCAGCUAGCAGUAGCGUCCAAGAAGCAGUACAUCAACUCAAAGAUCCGCAAAGAAGCGAAGUGCUCCACCGAAGAGCUCAAGCACUGUGACGGCAUCUCUUGCGUUCUCAAGACUGUCGCCGACAAGGCCCAUGGCGCAUGGCGAGUCGUGUACCUGCGCUUGCAUCCUGACGAUCAAUUCAAAAACAUGGGUCGGCCAGAGGAGGUUUACGCCUCGGCUCGCGUGAGCUCGCAACGAUAUGGCAGCAUCAACGUCGCUAACAUAGACUCGAAAGCAGAGACAGAGGAGGAAGAGUCAAAACCUCAGCCGUAUGAGGGGUCUACAGGCGAGCUCCCCCUGCGAUCGCAACAACGUCAGGCUCCGUACAUUAUUGCUCUCGAGAUCGCUCUGGGCGUUCUCUGCUGUGGCUGUCUUGUUGCCGUUAUUCGACACAAAUGCUCCAGCCUCCGCACCCGCACCGAGCGUGCUGCCGACUACGAAGAGCGUUACAACGCACGCGCGUACAAACGCGCUGCACGCCACCACGCCUGGCGCAAUUGGUGGCGCGGCAACUGGCGCAAAGAUGCUGCGCGAAUCGCCGACUACGAAGAGAAGCGUGCCCUCAUCGCAGAUCAAGAGAACGUCCUCGAAACCGCCAUGCAGGAGGAGAUUAGGCAGCUUCGCGUCGCGCACAAUGUUGUCAACGACAUCAUCCGCGCAGAAGAAGGCCGCACGGGCAUAGCUAUUCCCCCAAACCCUCGCUGCGUAUGUCACCGCCCUUGUUUCGCGCCGGGGCCGCCCUCACUCACAUCCACCUACCCACCUUCGACUAUCCCCGAAGCACCCUCUCGACCCCUCUCUCGCACCGACAGCCUCCCUAGCUACCGCUCCCGCACACCCAGCGAGCCCCCAUUGUACGAAUCGGAUCUUGGUGCUUCAUUCGUGGCGAACGGUCUGCGGUACGAGGCGAGAGCCAGGGCGUACACGGCGAGCGCGUCGUCACAGGCCGGGGAGUCCGGACGCUGGACGCCGGACAGCAGCGUGGUGGACGUGAGCCCGCGACCGAGUGCCGAGACAUUGCGCCAUCCUCAGAGCAUAUUCACACUGGACGAGAGUGAGAGCGAGUCAGAGCUAUAAGCCGGCUGUAGGUUGCUCUCCAUCGGCACGUUGUUUUUUUCUGUUUCCUUCUUUCAAGCAUUCUAGGGCUGGCGUUUAUCGGCGGAGAUUGUGAGGCUCUUGUUUGCCCCUGCAUGGUAUGAUCUGGCGACAUGGGGAACCUCGUCUACUAAUAUCUCUGAGUCCCCGUGUAUAGUACAUAAUAGCAUGCGCCGGCUGUCGACGCAGCAACUGUCUUGAAUCAAACAAUUUCACCAGCCUCGCGGUGAACUGAGCACGUGAUUAUGUCGUCUACGGUGUGAAUAGACAGGAUGUUUUGCGUUAGUCUGG
Messenger RNA from Didymella exigua CBS 183.55, 2590 nucleotides. RefSeq lists its product as uncharacterized. NCBI's taxonomy places the organism in Eukaryota, Fungi, Ascomycota, Dothideomycetes, Pleosporales, Didymellaceae. The coding region runs from base 440 to 2281 and encodes 613 amino acids. The record is from RefSeq and is a predicted model, not a curated record. The transcript is spliced from 3 exons.